This is a messenger RNA of Prunus armeniaca (apricot), 705 nucleotides long. Lineage: Eukaryota; Viridiplantae; Streptophyta; Magnoliopsida; Rosales; Rosaceae. The record is from the annotation of a GenBank genome assembly.
AUGACUACUCUUAUGCGUAACAACUCUGGAUUUGGGUGGGACCCAAUUACAAAGAAGUUCACGGCUAGUGAUGAAGUAUGGGAAAAUUACUUGAAGUCCCACCCAAGUCACAAGAACCUUCAAACAGAAAGUGUUGUUAAUUAUGAUGAUUUAAAAAUUGUGGUUGAGGGUGCAACUGCUACUGGGAAUGGCUCCCUUGCAUUAGGUGUCGAUGAUACCGAUGCAACAACUUUUAGGGACGAGGAAAACCUAAAUUUUGGGAUGGAAGACUUUACAUAUGAUGCUGCCAAUGAGACAUUUGUACCACCAAGUCACUAUCAACCAUCCUUCCAACCUUCAUCACCCUACCAAUCUACACCACCCUUUGAGUCCCCUUUAGGUUUUGACGUUCCUCAAGGAAAAACAAGUCAAAACAAGCCAAGUAGAUCCGAGUAUGAAAGGAGUUCUAACUCAAUUGGUUCCACCAAUCAAGCCAAAGUUCUUGAAACCAUAUCCACCAAUUUUGAGAAAAUCUAUGCUCUAAUGGAGAAAAGAGAAAGAAAUAGAGAGAAUAGUAUUUGGGAUGCUAUGAAGGAUGUACCGAACUUGGAUGACAAUUCUCGAUACAAGGCGGUUGAAUUGUUUAAUACUAAAGUAAAACAAGACAUGUUCUUGAAGAUGUCACCCGAAGAGCGCUCAUCUUGGAUAUCCUUCAAAUUGGGAUGA